UAUGGAAGAGGUAAAUGGCCAUAAGAAGAACAAAAGAAUCCUCAAUGUAAUAAAGGAAUUGCAAAGGCUGGGAAAGUAUAAUGAAAUGGUUAAUUUAGUAAGAAAAGAGGUAGAUGCCUUUAAACCAACAGCUACUUUAACAGAAAAGUAUAACAGGGCCUGUAUGGUAAUUGAAAAGUACUUAGCUAACCAGGAUACAGUAGUGCUAGAGUCAAUAAUAAACAGCGUGAAUUAGGAGGUGUAAAAUGUAAUAAAAUAAAGAUUCAAUGGAUUGUA
This is a messenger RNA of Nematocida parisii ERTm1, 276 nucleotides long. RefSeq lists its product as uncharacterized. The annotation marks the transcript as partial. The transcript has a single exon. The record is from RefSeq and is a predicted model, not a curated record. NCBI's taxonomy places the organism in Eukaryota, Fungi, Microsporidia.